AUGAAUUUCAAUCAAAAUCGAAGGAUAACUUUAUUUUAAAUUUUUAAGAAGAGGGAGAAUGAAUAAGAAGUCAGAAUCGUAGUAAAAGAAGUCUAGUAAAAUUAAUCAUCUGUAAUUACUAAGACUUUAUGA
Molecule: messenger RNA, 132 nt
Organism: Paramecium sonneborni
Lineage: Eukaryota; Ciliophora; Oligohymenophorea; Peniculida; Parameciidae
Source: the annotation of a GenBank genome assembly